Messenger RNA from Phalacrocorax carbo (great cormorant), 10665 nucleotides. NCBI's taxonomy places the organism in Eukaryota, Metazoa, Chordata, Aves, Suliformes, Phalacrocoracidae. The record is from RefSeq and is a predicted model, not a curated record.
AGCAAACCGCUCCGUUGCCGACCAUACAGAGCAGGAAGAUGAGGAGGUAAGAGAUGAUGAAGACAGCUGCCACCGAAGGCUGAUGAAGGUAGAAGUCCACAUAGGAGAUGUUGCCUUCUAAGUAGAGAUUACUGGUGGCAAAAGCUACAAGCUUCUUCUAAGAGAGAGUUUUUGCAAGUCUGAACUUUCUUGAUAUCGUAUUGUCUCGGUUUCAAGCUACAAGUAUCUAUGCCCGCUGUGUUGUAGUAGCAGUGCUUUUGCUGGUGCGACGGCUUGAACGUAAGGGGGACAAGACUUUUUAUUCGACUGCUUGAUGGAGCUGAAAGAAUCACUUUAAGGCAGAACCUGUAGUUACACGAGACACUGCACCAAAAUUCCAAAUCAAAUCUGAACCGUGACAAACUUCUGACGUGUAUAUUGUGUAACUUGUGUAGAAAUGGUAUCGGUCCACGUAACAGGCCAACACUGGCAUCUUGACUUCUACAGCUGACACCAGAGGCGGUGGUUUCAGAAAGACAUUCCAGCUUGGGGAGGAUGGCUUUUGCCUCACGCUGUGUUCUGAGUCUCCGUGACCAACGGGACCUGCGCUGUCACGAAGCAGCCCUGCACAUGAGAUUCUUCUCAGGCUUUAGAAGCUGAAACAAAGAUAAGGAACCUUCAGAGACAGACAGAACAGAAGCAUGUUGUCAUAGAAGAAAGUUUGAUGUGAGAAGGAGUGGGGCUUCAGCCACAGCCAACCGAUGAGCUCCAGACUGAGGCUCAAGUACGUGACAGGCAGAAGUGCAGACCGUGUCACUGACAAACUGGAGCGCUUGGGUCUGCCAACAUAAAUGCCACAGGCAAGACAGCCUGUUUGCCACGUCAAGACUUCAUUAGAGUAUCAUUAACUUCUUGGAAAUCGUUUUAAGGCACACUGCAUCCUGUCAGGGAUGAAAGGGAGAGCAGCAUGCAGCUUGAGUGACAUGAAUGAACCCAUCAGUCUCAGCAGCAUUGGUAAGCUGUCCUGCGUUGUCAUCUCCUCUCUGCUGAUGAUCCCUGUAGUCACUGAUUAGCAUCAAGAAUUAUUUAACUUUGUUACCACUGCUCCAGGACUUGAAUGAAAGUAGCUACUGGAAGCUACCCUCUACCUAUUAUAAGUUAGCCAUGCCUAUGUAUUGCAGCUCUGAAGAGGUUUUUUCUGUUUCACACCUGCACUCUGGAGGCUUCCAUCACAAUGAACCUGAGUUCACAUAUUGCACAAAGCAUUCUCCACUCCCCUAAACCCAAUUCUGUUCAACAAGUGAUAGCUGUAACUCAGGUGUGCCACAAUAGUUCCCAACAGCAUUUGCUUCUGUAUUCCAAGCAGCUUAUGCUGGAAAGUGAAGUAGAUUUGAUGGGCCACUAAGCUAUCUUACCUGUUAGUGUGAUUAUAUACCUUAACUAACAUUACCUGUACCAACCAUAUUGUAACACGGACCAGCAAGUUGCUCUAACAACCUAGGUUUACCCACUGGAAGGCAACAGCAAAACAAGCCCCCUCUACCCUUAUUGACUAGCAUCACCUGGUGAUUAGUACCAUUUUAAUGAAACCCUCAGGGUUUUUGGAAUUCUGCUGUAGUCAUAGAUGAAAACAAACUGUACAGUAACUCUUCCCUUCCAAAUGCAGAGUUUAUGACUGCCUUCAAGAGAGAGAAUUUCUUUUCUGUCAAUGCUGUGCUCUUGAUAGCUUUCAUUUACCCUGUCAGAAAGCUAAAAUUAGUCAGGUUCCUCCUGCUACAAGGAGACAUCAGCCAAAACUUUCCAAAACCUUAUCCUUCAAUUUUAAUGCCAUAUGGGAAAUAUUUUUAGUCUAUCAAGGGACCUAUCAUUAUACAGUUAAAUAAUCACCUCUCCUGGUUUAAAGGCAUUAACACAUCAAAUCUGGCAUAAGCUACUACUGGACUACAACUGUUAAACCUCCACAUAAAUAAAGCAAUUCUCACCCCGUACACAUGAAGCCAUGCCUUUGGUUUGUAAGAGUUCAGCAUUCAGCAGGUCAGCAGCUCAAGGCACAGCUGUCCUGUUGGCUGUGACCCUGCUAGACUCAUCCUACACUGAGCUCCCCCUUGAGGUACCUCAGUCCCAUGAGCAGCGACAGCCAGCAGAGACAGCCCUGUUCUGUUUCUUCAGUGGCAGUAGCUGUACUGUACACACAUCCUCAUCUGCAGGAGAACUGCAAGUUCAGGGUCAGUCGUCUCAUGCACUGUGAUUCACAUAGUAACUACCCAUUGAUGUGGCUUGAUAAGGUCAGAUCACAACAUGACUAGAGCAAUACUGUGAACGCAGUUGAGCCAGCUCAGUUGACUGGUACAAAGCUGCAUGUUUUCUCCCCAUCUUCUUGUUACUCCUUUGAAGAGCUCUGCAAGCUUAUACAGCAGCAAUACCCACGCCACCCCCGGCAGCUUGCUACCCACUUGUCUCUCCACAGCCCUCUUAACAAGCCUGUGAUUGCCUUUGCCUUUAGCAUGGCUGUACAUCCCUGUACCAUUAGCCCCAGUGGAUUCAAAGGUUUAGGUCCAGAUGCCAACAAAAUUAAUGAGGGUGACAGAAGGCCACCAUAUGAGGAUUUGCAGGAUAUAUGCUUUUUGCAGGAUAGGCGCUUCAGUCUGAGGUCUACACAAUUAGAUUGCUUACCAAAUCACAUAGUACAUAAAUUCAACCUCAAUCUUCAAGAAUCUUAGAUUUCUGUGGAAGCAACCAGGUUACACCAAAAUCCUCAUUAGAAGGAUAUUAACAUCAACACAACACAGGAUUUAGGAUGUGCCAUAGGCAAAAGGUCAACUAAGCCAGGAUUUGGGACCUGCAAUAGCCAUAAGGGAAAAAUAAUCAGAUAGCGGCUCUGCCUCAAGCAGCAAGGACUAGAACUAACUUUUCCUCGCUAAGAUUUUCUUUCCGAGAGAAGCAGCAACACAGGUCCAUUACUUAGGUUUGAGAUGCCACCUUACAGGUACCUAAAUGCAAGCCUCAACAAAUGGUUCUCCAUUGUAGGGAGUUACAUUCAAUUAAUUACCCUUUCUCCAGCAAAACACUUGAGACAGAUCCCACAGCAUUUUACACUAAACAGCUCCCGAGUACGGUUCAGAUUGAAAUAACAAGGCACUAUUCUUUUCUAGAUCGAGUUAGGUAACAAAGGUACUGCAAGCUCCAGAUGCUUUUUUUCCUACUGCAGGUUGUUGCCAUUGAUACAAAACCAAGAUAAGAGCAUGUAAAACUUAGUCACUGAGAAAAAACAUGAAGUGACACCUUGGAGAGCCAUUCUGAUGGAAAUGAGUAGUUCAUGGGACUAAAAUGGGUUGUCCUUGACCUAAAACAUCCCAAAUAUAUCUCCCGUGAGAGUUUUCAUGUUGAUUCCCUUCCAAGCAACACAGAGGUUUAGUUCUCCUCUGGACACGUUUGGUGUCUGAUCUUAACACAGUUACACUGCUAGCACUAGCAGAAACACCGUGUGGACUAUUAGAGGUAGAGCCAACAACAAACUUGCUCUAAAACACUGUCCUAAGCUUUCCACACCUUCUUUUACAGCAAGGUGAAUAUAACUCAUUCCUGGCUUAGCAGUUUCCCAGACUCAGCAGAGUAACUGUGUUAACCAGCAGCAUUUGACAACUGACCCUUAAAACGUUAUUUCAGCCCUUGUAACUCGACAACCAUUCGUAAAAAUCAAUCAGGAAAAAGCAAAGCAAGUGACACAAAUGACUCUACUCACCCCUCUUCCACAGAAGUGCUCUUAGUGGCCACAGGCCCUUAAUAAAAGCCUUGAGCUCAGCACAGCAAUUAAGCAGCCAGCCCAUUCAGAUUGGCACUCUCAGCAGCAAAAGCACAGAUGCUGUCCCCUGUCACACACAGUCACCCUUGCUGGCCAUACAGCUGCCUUGUCCCUGCUGGUGGGGGGAAGCGUUGUCAUGUCUGCCCCCAGGUUUUGAACAACAAAGCCGUUUGGGUCAGAGGCAUCUACUGCCACUGCCUUUCCCCGCCCAGCGCAUGAAGUGGUCGGUAUUGCAGCAGUGCACUCCCUGGAACCAACUUGAGCAGCAUGCAGGGGGGACUUGCUUGCCAGAAAGCAGAUGCCUGGCAUCCCCAGGAGCCCCAUGUAGGCUGUGUUAUGUCCUCAAGUAAAUUGGGACCCACCUCCCACCUCAGAGCAGCAGGAUCAGCAUCCCACCUCCCACACACAAACCUGUUGCUCACAAAGCUCCUCCAGUUUUACCCCAGCUCCCAGCUACAGCAGAGAGGAAGAAACAGCCCAACCCAAGUUAAAAGCAGCCCCCCCACCCCACUCGAUACCCCCACUUACAGGUGCCAGAGCUCUGCAGCAGCUCCUUGUUCAGUGCAGCGAGGAGGAAGACUGCAGCCCCAGGCACAGCAGAGAGGGAAGAGACCCUGCAGCUCCUGCCUGAUGCAGGGAGGAGGGAGAGAAGGAGGGACUAGACAAAACAGCCCAAAGCCAAGCUCUGGGGCUAGAGGGGUGUCAGCCGCAGCCACCGCUGUCCUGGGGUGGAGGGGGAUCCCUGGUUUGCACAUUAGGGCUGGGUUUCUUCCCUAUCUUUCAUUGCAGAGCCUCACCCUUUUGCUCUUUCUGAGGCAUCCCUUUGCCUUAGGAAGCUUGUUAUCAGGGUCAUGCACUAACAGCUCCCUCAGCAGAUGCCAGCCCUCUGACACACACCCCCAGCCAUUACAGCUGGGGGGAGCCAUCAUCCAGAGCCAUCCCCCAUGCACCCAGCACUCCCCAGCACAGCCUGCAACUCUCAAGCUCUUGUCCUGCAUGCCAAGUUACAGCAUUUAAACCAAGCCCCUCUGCAGAGAGGGCAAGGGUAGCUUUUCAAUCAGCAGCAGGAACCACGAGAAAAAGAACAGUCUGUAUGGCCCAGAUUAAAUCAGUUAGCCCUUGUGUUCAAGACUACAUUUUUGCUUUGCCUGUUUCUGCCUCCCCAAAAUCUAACUCCCACCCAGACCCCACAGCUGAAGUCUGUAACAGUCACCCCACCAACAUCACCAGGAGCUUUCUCUCCUCAUACAGCUAAAGGGUAGAGGAAAGAAAUCUCAGGAAGGCCAGCCAGUGCUCCACACCCAACUUACCUCUCUGCAUCCAGAGCAAGAAAAGAACUUCCAGGGCUCUGUCUUACACUGGAAAAAGCGUCCUUGCUCUCCAGGGGUUCCCCACGGUACCCCUCCAGGGGCACAGGUUACCAACCCAGCCCUUCUAGCUGAACUAAGCUUCCACAGCUAAUAGGAGCCUUACCAGAGAUCAGGAGAACAAAGGGUUUUGCCAUAACACUAUAACUGAACUGAGCUACAUAACCAGGGUAUGCCUGAUAUUUUAUGCCUUCUAUAGACGUCAACAGCAGCCCUGUGUUUGUAAUGGGGCCAUACUUUUACAUGUUCAUUAAAGUGUUUGCACAUUAAGGUUAGACUACGAUCUGAAGUCUCUCUCACAUAGCCUUUAAAAGAGACAGUGCUUUACUUCUUCCCUUCCACCACUUUCUCUGCAAUCUGUACUCUCUAAUUAUAGAAGCAGGACCUCUUUUUUUAAAACUCAACUUGAAUUAAUUAAAAUUAAUUCAUUUGUAACACAGCAGAGGUCAUGCCUUAGAUGUAAGUAGUCCUUUGUUUCACUAAAGGCUGAACUUCACCAUGAAAAAGCUAGUCCCUUCCACAUGAAUCAAACCUGUCUUACAGCAUAGGCUUUAAGACAAUACUGCAGCCUUGUUUUAUCAGCUAGUAGAAGUCACGUACUGCCACUAACUUAAGUAAUUCAUAAAGAUCACAGUAAAACUAGAGAACACUCAAACCUUAUAACAGCACAAAACCACAACCCCCCUCCACAUGCUCAGCCACACAGUACCUAAGCAGGAAUCCAAAGCAGCCAAUUAAUACUACCUAAAAAAAAACAAAAAAAGGGAUAAAAUAAUAAUAAUAAAAAAAUUACUUAUAACACAGCUAGGACUAAAUUGAGAAACAAAGCCCCUGGCCUGAGCUUAAAUGCAGAGCUGGGGCCAAUGGGGAAGGGCGUGUGGGCGGUGGAGGCUCCAGGUGAGGCCGUCAGGGCAAUGGGGACCUGCUGGGCACUCGGAAUGCAUCCGUCAGCAGCUGGAACCAAGCUGCUCUGACACCACGCUGACAUCUCCAGUGGUCUUUGUGAUCUGUAUCGUUAGAUCUGACUAUGUGGUGAGUUCAGACCUUUUUUUUUCUCACGACAGUAGGAAAAAAUUGAUGGGCACAGACUAUGAACUGAAUGCUUACUCUUUGAUUUGCCUAUUGUCCUUCAGGUCAAUCAACAACAGCUGAAAUUAGAAAGACCCCUUUAAAAUAAUAAAUGUGAGGACGGACAGAGAAGGGAGAAAUAGUUUCAGGUUUUCCAGAUCCCAGACCCAUCCCAAGCACAUUAAGUGCAAGUACCAGGCUGUCAGGAUUUGUGGCCAGCAGCACAGAAGCAAGGAGGUCUCUGUGGAUUCUGUAUGGGGUUGGCAGCGUCAGUCUCGCACUUAGAUUAGGUGUGUACAUUUUGUUACACGCCUCAGAAUACAUUGUGAGGCUUGUAAUGGUCCCAUCUGGCCUGACAAAGGAAAAAUAUCAUCUGAAAUUGGAAACACCUCAUUCCAAAGAAGCCUUUUCUGCCAGGGAAAGAUUGAAAUGUCCCUGUUCAGCUGGUAGUGCUGAUUUUGUGCGUGAGUGUGCGUACACUGAGGUGUGCCACUGCCUUGGGUGAGGGAACCUGCAGCCAGCAGAGCAGCACUCCGAUUUGUGUCCCGCGUGAGUUGCUCAUGGAUGUGACGGGGUGACUAUUUGCUGCCUUCUCCUCAGAAGGGCUCACCAGGUGUCGAUGCGCUGCGGGGCUGUCUUGUGGCCUCAUUUCUUCUCCUGAUUUGGAAGUCCUUUAGCUGUUACAGGGGAAGUUGCUGUGCAGGAGGUGAACUACGCUUGGGCUUGCGGUUAUAGACUCGGCUUUGUGCUUUAGGGCCUGAAGCAGCCUGGGACAUUGCUGCUGCGUGGGGCGUCAUCGGAGCCGCCUGCGAUAGCCUCAGAGGAUAAUGAUCCCCUCUCCUCUGUAUACCGGAGCAAUCGUUCCCAAAAUGUACCCAGUGCAGGGUGAGUGCUGUUGAUUGCACCUGCCAAUAACGUGCGUGCAUGUGAGCGGCAGCUUGCCUGCUCCCUGCCGGCCGCUGCGCCUGUCGGAGGGGUCACCUGCCCCCCCAGGCACCGUGUCGCAGGCGCGUGUGCCAGCGCUACGGGCUGCCGCGAGGGGAGGGUGGCCUGGGCAGGCACGGCAAUGAAUCCGGUGUCAAAUUUUGUACUGAGCGCGGGGCCAUGGUUUGAUUUCGGGCUGUUAAGCCUGGGGGCUCUUCAGUCACAAACACCAGGGAAGAAGGAAGCUCUGGGUUUAUGAGCCCAAGGAGAGGAAGCGCAAGUUAGUAACUCGGUGGGACCUUAGGGCAGCACGACACGAGGUAUUCCUGAUGGGGGGUGGUUUUGGAAGUCCCCAGGAGCAUUAGAAAGCCUUCCCCUGCGACAGUCUGUAGCAGUCAAAGCCCCCGCGUUCAGGAAAGGUUAAUGUGAAACUGGCCGAGGACGCCCUUUGUAGGAGAGGGCCUGCAAAGAGCUCCCGCCGAGUGGCCCCUGCAGCGCGUGCUGGGGCAGGAGCUCGGGAAACAAACCCAACGUGUUUAGCUACAGGAAAGUAUUGCGAGGGCCCCUGUCGCGGGUCAGCUGGCAAUGAGGCAAUUUAGGUAGGCAAUCAGAAAGCACUUUCAUAGGGAAACCAUAAGCAAACAGUCCCCCCGAGUGUGUUUCAUAGGGGAUUUUUUCAGCCUGGCAGAAACGCUGCCUCGGGAACUGUGAGCUCUGAGCGAGGCCAGAGGCUCCUGGGCAGCCGCCCUGAGGUGACGUUCCCCGGUGGGAGCACACGCGCUCUGACCGGGGAGGCCAGGGAGGAGCGAGCGCCGGCAGAGGCUUCUUGGGGCGCCUUUCAAAGCUUUUACCCCCGUGCUCCCCUUCCUCCCGGCGUGGCACAGCUGCCCUUUCUCCCCAUCCUUAACGGAUGGCAAGGCAAAGGCCAGCUGAUCCGGCCGCGGCGACGCCCUCUCGCCGGCGGCAGCCGCUGGGGCUGGGGGCGGCGUGUGGGCCGGGGGGGGGCGGCGGCUCAGGGGCACCCGCCCGGCGCUGCCCUCCCGCCGCCAGGGGGCGCCGCGGCCUCUCCACCCCGCCCCGCUAUUGGCUGUUGGCCGCAGGCGCCGGCACCGCUGAUUGGCCGGCGCGGGUGGGACCGGCCCCGCCCGGCAAGUGCCCGAGGGUUUCGCAAGUCCCGGCGCCAGGUUCCGCUCGCCGCCGCGGGAGCAGGUGCGAGUGUGGGAACUGCGGGGCGUCCCGGUAGGUGUUGGAGGGUCCCCGAGUCCGGGGGUGCCCUGCCGAGCUCGGGGCCCUCUGUCGGGGAUGCGGGGUCCCACCGUACCCUUGAGAAGCCCUGGGGCUGCUCAGCAGUCGGGGGCGGUUGGGUUCGGCGAGGGAGUGUCUGGAGCCGGGCGGUGCGCGGCGGGUUCGUGAGUGUCCGUGGGUUCGUCCGUCCCGCGCCACGGGCGGGUCGGGACGCGGGGGAUGCCCGGGCAUCCCCACGGGGCUCAGCCGGGGGGCGUGGGAUCCCCGCACGCAGGUGCCGUCCGGCGGGGAGGGGGCGCGGAGCCCGCCUGUGGGCACAAGGGUCCGCGCCCGGCGGGGUCCCCAAACCGCCCGUGGGUACGUCACGCGCCUCCCUGCGCGGCGCUGCGGGUCUGGCGGUCGGCGGCGGGGCCCGCCCCGGUUCGGGUCACGGGGCCCUUUGCACCGCGUAACCAGCGGCACAAACCCGCCCGGUUCGCCGCCGCUCUGGUGCGGGUAACGUGUUUUUCGUGCAGGCUGGACGGUCCCCGGGUGAGGCACGCGCUGCUGGGCCGGCCGGGGUCCCAAAGCGGGACCCUGUGCCUGGAUGGCUCGGGGCCGCACCCGCUUCCCGCCGCGGGCGGGCCAGGGUGCCUUUGGCUGCGCGGACGGGGCGAUCCCUGGGCGCCCGGGCAUCGCCCGAACCCCCGGACUGGACGUGGGGUGGCCUGGCGGGGUGCCCGGGGGUUCCCCCGUCACCGCCCUAAUCACGGCCGAGAGGUGCAGCUGGUUCCCAGCAGGGCUGGGGGGUAUCGUGUCCCCUGGGCUGCUGGGGGCAACGGGGCUGGGACUGGAAGCGCUGCAGAGGUUCUUCAGCUCCCGCAGACAGGAACAGCCUUUCUGCAGGAGCUUCUGCUGAGGUGGAGGAAAAUGGAGGGGUUUGUGGUCCCCCUUCCAUCUGCGAGCCCUCCCCGUCCGUGUGCCUGACCCUUCCGUCUGAGCCGCUGGGUUUUUGGAGGAGCCCACGAGUGACCGUGGGCAGAGGCGGCGCUGGCCGUGAUGUUUCCCGACCGCGGGAGAUGCCGUCGCUGUGCUCCGGCAGCUCCGCGGGGCUCUGCCGUGUGCCGGUACGACGGCCGCUCGCUCGCAGGGCUGCCGGCGUCGGGGCAGCCACGGCUCGGGGGAGCCAGGUGACGCUGGGGCCGCUCCCGCCUCCGCUGUUCCCAUUCUACACCGCAAUGCGAUGAGGUGGUGGAGCUUUACCGGAGACGUGGGCAGUGUUUGUGGUGAAGUGAAACACGCGGAAGGACGGCCCAGCCUUGGACACAAGGACUUUGCUUCGUGGAAGUCCCUGAAGGAUGAGGGACACCCCCGGAUGCCCAAGGUUUUGGGACCGACGCACAGGCGUGGCUGUGCUGACGCCUGGGGAAGGCUCAUCGGGGCGCCCGGAUGAGGAGCACGGCCCCGAAGCGGCGAGCACCAGGGGACACUGGCCACGGAGGACGUGCCGGGUGAGGUCCAGCUCCUGGCUGCUCCAGGUCAGUUGUGGCUCUGGCUUCUGGUCCAGCUUAUGGACAGCUCCAGCUCAUGGAUGGCUUGGGCUUGUCUCAGCUCCUGUUCGUUGUGGCUCCAGCUCACCUGCAGCUUCAGGGAUGGGUGGACGGACAGACGGACGCCGAGACCCGUGUGGGGUGCGGAGCCCCAAGAAGAAGCCGAGCUGCCUGCGCUGCCGCCUGCCCUGCGCGCGACCCCGCUCCUGGCUGGGGACAGUCCCGCCUGCGCCCGCCCGGAGAUGCUGCCCGGACCGCGCGGCUCCAGGUCCAGCUUCACGGACAGCGACAGCUGCAGCUCAUGGAUGGCUCGGACCUGUUUCAGCCGCUGUUCACUGUCACUCCAGCUCCAGGCCCAGGUGCAGCUAUGGACAGCUCAGACUCAUUUCAGCUCCUCUUCAUGUGGCUCCAGCUUAUUCUCGCUUCAUUGGAAAGAAGAACAAGCCCCAGUGUGUUUCAGACUCCAGUUUGGACUCAUCUCCUCUGCUUCCAGUUCCUGUUGUGCUUCAUCUCCAGUUGGUUUCUAGUUCCAGUUCCAUUUUGGCUCCAGCCCAUUCCAGCUUGUGCUUGCUCAAGUGCUCCUGGCUUUUUGCCAAGGUCAUCAAUCAAUCACUGUCAGAAGUUCUCUAUGAAUAUGAACUGUCAUAAUUGUACAUGGUCUAAAUAUGGCCCAGUGCCCCUCCCAGUAGCUGUACACACCUUGAAUAAAGAGUUGACCAGUCAUGAAAAAAGGCCUGAAAAGUGCUGUUUC